UUUUGUUGUUUUUGUCGUUGUUUUGAUAGAAGUUUUUCUUGUUUGUACGCUACUUUAAGUAACCGACUGGUAGAAGCGAUCAGGUUUUACGAACCAGUGCCAACUGAAAGCGGCGAAAUGCUUCGUGAGCGAUGGAGAAGUGGGGUGACUUCGUGAUCAGGUUUCGCUGACCAAGUGGUUCCUUUACUGCCGUCACGAUGGCAACGGCUUUCAAUGAGGUCAACGUUGCGAACGAGACACCGCUGAUGUUCUCGCGAAGCAGCUCCCUCGGUUCACUCAGCAGUCUGGAUCGGCAAGCCGCACUCAAUGCCCACAACCUCGCUGUCAACCAGAGCCAGCAUACAAGUGGGGCUGUCUCUCCCAGUGAUCUGCCAGACUCUCCAAGCCAAACAAUGCCACCAAGCCCACGCCAUAGAUCUCCUGAACCUGCUUUCCGACUUCCCCCCUGCAGAAAGCCCAUUCCACAGCCAAUUGGCGGUGUGUUCCAAGACUGCCCACGAAGUUUUGCAGAAGAAGGAACUCCUUGUCGCAUGUCACAGGCUACCAGCCUCAGUUCUCUCACUCAAGAUGACGACACUAGCAACAUUGAAAAACUGCUAAGGCAUGAUGAUGAGCAUGGGGCCUUUCAGGAGAGCAGUUUUGAAGAAGAGCGUGACGGACAGGCACGUUUUGUAGAUGGCACAUAUUAUGGGCGGAAGCACAUGCAAGGCCAGUCGCAUCUGCCACCUCACAGCAUCACUGGCAUUGAUGAAGGUGCAGUUGAAGUGUUUGCAGACACAACACGGCGAUAUGCCCAAGAAGGCACACCACGAGGCUACUCAAGGCCUGAGAGCCCCUAUUCAUUAGCUAAUGAGAACACCUGUCCACAAAGCGGCAUUGUCCCUGACUGGGAUGAUGACUACCAAAUGAGGCCCCACCGAAAGAAACAGCCUGUGCCCUUUGAUAAUAGUCGCAGUCAUAGAUGGAGUGGUGAACGAGUUCAGAAAUCUCAUGCCACACACAAGCAUGUCUCAUUUAAUGAUAACUGCGUCAUGCGCACAUCUCAUGAAGAUGCUGCUGUGCCUUACUUUGCUGAGGAUUGUGUUCGUGUGUACUGCACGGAAGGUACACCGUCUGUUCUUUCCCAUGCACCUUCCCUGAAUGACCUGGGCAGUGCCAAAGCCUGGCCUAAUCCACAGGGUUCAGGUGAACAUAUGCUUGAAGCUUCACCUGAUGGUUGUCAAAGACCGUCAUCCCAAAGUAGCCAGGCCAAUCCCAAGUCACCACGGUGCCAUAAACGUGCAUCAAUCAGUGAUGACUGUCAUCUUCACUCUCCACACGAAACAGCAUCACCAUCUUUUGAAGAAGACUGUUUGCGCGUGUACUGCACAGAGGACACGCCAUCAUUACUCUCCCAUUCUGCAUCAUUCACUGAUCUCAGCAUAAGUCAUGAUGACGGGAAGAAUUGGGAGUCGACUGAGCAUUCUCCAAAACCGUCUUUCGCUAAAGCAGAAGCCCUUAUUGAUGUUUCUGAUGAGGAGGAAGGCAGUGCCGAUCUCAUAGUGCAGUGCAUCCAACUGGGUUGGCAGGUAUCACAGUCAUCAAACUGUAAUCCAAAGACCAGGAGCUGGAGUGGAGCAUCAGAAACACCGGGGAAAACUACAUCUGUCACACUUCAGAGCAGCUCAUCCUCACCUUUGCCAUCUAGUCACACAACCUGUCAAAGUCAACAGCAUACCAGUGAGAAUAAUACAUUGCCAAACGAAAUGCCAUCUCACAAAUUCAGUGUGGUAAGCACCAGGCAGAGCUCAAGUGUCAGCAGUCUUGUUGAAAGAACCUCUCCAGAGCUCACCUGGAAGAGCAAUAGCUUUGGGAAUGUAAGUGAACUAAACAAUUGCCUGAGAGGCUGUUCAGUGGCUGGGCAAAGCUUUUCAGAUAUCAGCCAGCCCUCCUGCACACAAAACUUUAGUUCAACCUUUUGCACAAACAAGAGCAGUAGCAUGCGUGGCAGCAUGGGUCAAAUGGAAACAGUAUGUCAAGAUAGUAGUGAUGAAGAGGAUGAUGUCCGCUUGUUGCAGGAAGUUGUGAUGAUGGGCAGGGCACUGGCUGGAAACCCAGAAUUGUCUGCAAGCGUGACAUCUACAAGCACAUCCAAGGUACACUCCGCUCCAGCACCGAAGGUGCCUUCUCAGCCGGAAUUGUAUUUGCAGUCCCUGCCUUCAAGCACAUCUUCUGUUUCAGUGGCAAGCCCUUUGAGACCACACCAGUAUGCUCAAAGCAGCAGGCAUGAUGCUGUUUUGAGUUCCACGAGCAUCACAGAAAACCCAGCAGAACUGCCACUGUUGUCCUCUAGUCAUAUUUGCUCCAAAGCUGAAAGUAGUACUUUUCAGAGUAAAAAUGAGCAUCUGUCUGAAAGCAGUGAUGAGGAGCAAGACAGCAAGAUAUUGCUUGAAGUGAUCAGUCUUGGUCGUGCCGCUGUGGGUAAACUGCAACACUCUGGAGGCAAGAGCACGGACCCUGACACUAAAAGUCUCCGGGACAAUGUCUCUGAACAUCAAAACAAAAGUUCUCAAGUGCUUGUAGGAGGCACUGCAUGUGUUAAAGUACAGCCUGCUACCAAUGACAUGCCACCUCCUGGUCAAUACCUGACAUCUCCUUGUGCAAUGCCAGAUGUUAGCGACUGUUUAAUCCACGACAACGACGAUGAUAAUGAUGAUGACGAUGAUGGCAAGUUGCUAAAAGAAGUAAUCAUGCUUGGCCUUUCAAGUGUGCAAAGCAUAGCUUUAAAUUUGCCACAGCCACAUCUUGGCAAGCAGCCAAUGACAGUGCCUGAGAAGGAGAUGCCAGCCAUUGCAACAUCAUGUGCUGGCAAUGAUGCACGAAUUAAUGCUGUUGAAGACAGUCCUUCUGAACCUGCGAAAGGACCUGUUUGUGAUAGUGUGCAUAAAGAUACUUGCAACAGGGAGGGAGAACAGAAAGACAAGCCUACAGUUCCUCCUGAGCCUCCAGCUGACUCCUCUGACCGUGUUGUCCAAAUUCGUCUAAAGUUGCCAAACAGUCGAACACUGACUCGACGCUUCCUAGCAUCAGCAGAGCUUGGUGUACUGCUAGUCUAUCUGGAUUCUCUGGGCUACCCACUCACCAGGUUCAAGAUACUCAAGAACUGGCGUAGGCAAGAACUUGCAACCGUAAACCCAAAACAGACUCUGGAACAACUCAAGCUUUACCCCAAGAAGACUCUAACAAUAAAGGAGCGGUAGUCCCACCGGCUUUUAUACAUGUA
Messenger RNA from Dermacentor andersoni, 3262 nucleotides. RefSeq lists its product as uncharacterized. The record is from RefSeq and is a predicted model, not a curated record. Lineage: Eukaryota; Metazoa; Arthropoda; Arachnida; Ixodida; Ixodidae. Gene Ontology annotation, biological process: cell migration; cell fate specification; negative regulation of microtubule depolymerization. Gene Ontology annotation, cellular component: cytoplasmic microtubule; beta-catenin destruction complex; catenin complex. Gene Ontology annotation, molecular function: microtubule binding; gamma-catenin binding; beta-catenin binding.